Verticillium alfalfae VaMs.102 is the source of this 1952-nucleotide messenger RNA. Its product is annotated as peroxidase/catalase. The record is from RefSeq and is a predicted model, not a curated record. NCBI's taxonomy places the organism in Eukaryota, Fungi, Ascomycota, Sordariomycetes, Glomerellales, Plectosphaerellaceae. The transcript has 3 exons. Bases 84 to 1952 code for a protein of 622 amino acids. Gene Ontology annotation, cellular component: cytosol. Gene Ontology annotation, molecular function: catalase activity; heme binding. Gene Ontology annotation, biological process: cellular response to hydrogen peroxide; hydrogen peroxide catabolic process.
CUGCCACGUCGACCAGGUAUCAUCGAGUACCCCUCCAAUCACACUUUAUAAACCGCAGACACAACCACACCGACUCACCCAACAUGGCCGAGUCGGAGAGCAAGUGCCCCGUCCACAAACUCAACAAUGUCGGCGGCGGCGGCACCCGCAACCGUGACUGGUGGCCCAAUGCUCUGAAGCUCAACAUUCUCCGUCAGCACACAGAUGUCACGAACCCCCUCGGCAGCGAUUUUGACUAUGCUGCUGCCUUCAACAGCCUCGACUACAAUGCCGUCAAGAAGGACCUCAAGGACCUCAUGACCGACUCUCAGGACUGGUGGCCCGCCGACUUUGGUCACUACGGAGGUCUCUUCGUUCGCAUGGCAUGGCACAGCGCCGGUACCUACCGCGUCUUCGACGGCCGCGGUGGUGGUGGCCAGGGCCAGCAGCGUUUUGCUCCCCUCAACAGCUGGCCCGACAACGUCUCGCUCGACAAGGCUCGUCGCCUGUUGUGGCCCAUCAAGCAGAAGUACGGCAACAAGAUCUCCUGGGCUGAUCUGCUGCUUCUCACCGGCAAUGUCGCCCUCGAGUCGAUGGACUUCAAGACAUUUGGCUUCGCUGGUGGCCGUGCCGACGUCUGGGAGGCCGACGAGUCGGUCUACUGGGGUGGCGAGACCACUUGGCUUGGCAACGACGUCCGCUACUCUGGCGGCAACAAGGGCGACAAGGGUCCGGGCAGCCUCGUCACCGACGAGGGCCAUGAUAAGGGCACCCACACCCGUGACUUGCAGAAGCCUCUCGGUGCUGCCCACAUGGGUCUGAUCUACGUCAACCCCGAGGGCCCCGAUGGUAACCCCGACCCUGUUGCGGCUGCCCACGACAUCCGCACCACCUUCGGCCGCAUGGCCAUGAACGACGAGGAGACCGUCGCUCUCAUUGCUGGUGGUCACUCCUUCGGCAAGACCCACGGCGCCGGCCCCAACGACAAGAUUGGUGCCGAGCCCGAAGGUGCCUCUCUUGAGGCUCAGGGUUUCGGCUGGCAGAACGGAUACAAGUCUGGCAAGGGUCCCGACACCAUCACCAGCGGUCUCGAGGUCACCUGGACUGCGACCCCGACCAAGUGGAGCAACAAGUACUUCGAGUACCUCUUUAAGUACGAGUGGGAGCUCACCAAGAGCCCUGCUGGCGCCAACCAGUGGGUGGCCAAGACGGAUGACGAGAUCAUUCCCGAUGCCUACGACUCGUCCAAGAAGCACCGCCCUACCAUGCUCACUACCGAUCUGUCCAUGCGCUUCGAUCCCGAGUACGAGAAGAUCUCUCGCCGUUUCCUCGAGAACCCAGACCAGUUUUGCCGAUGCUUUCGCUCGCGCCUGGACCCCAUCCCCGCUGUUGACCACCCUCUGAUCGACGAGAGCGAUAUUGCGGCUCUCAAGAAGGAGAUCCUCUCCUCCGGACCUGAGCCCUUCGCACCACCUCGAGCCUUUUGCCGACGCUUCCGCAACUACGGCCACUCGACCGACCGCGUCAAGACUGAGCAGUUCCUUGUUGACCGUGCUCACCUCCUGACGCUGUCGGCGCCUGAGCUGACCGCCCUGGUUGGUGGCCUCCGCGUUCUGAACACCAACUACGACGGAUCCCAGCAUGGCGUCCUGACCAAGCGCCCCGGCCAGCUGUCCAACGACUUCUUUGUCAACCUGCUGGACAUGAGCACGGCAUGGAAGGCUACCGGCAGCGACGACGAGCUUUUCGAGGGUAGCGACCGCAAGACUGGCGACAAGAGGUGGACUGCCACGCGUGCGGAUCUCGUUUUCGGAUCCCACGCCGAGCUGCGCGCCCUUGCCGAAGUGUACGGCAGUGCCGACGCCGAGAAGAAGUUUGUCAACGACUUUGUCGCGGCGUGGACCAAGGUCUCGAACCUCGACCGCUUCGAUGUCAAGAAGGCGCCUGCCGUCAAGACGUCGAGCCGCCUGUAA